Molecule: messenger RNA, 2108 nt
Organism: Drosophila willistoni
Lineage: Eukaryota; Metazoa; Arthropoda; Insecta; Diptera; Drosophilidae
Gene: Tailor
Product: terminal uridylyltransferase Tailor
Exons: 8
Coding region: 65-1783 (572 amino acids)
Biological process (GO): mitochondrial mRNA polyadenylation; mRNA 3'-end processing
Molecular function (GO): poly(A) RNA polymerase activity
Source: RefSeq, a predicted model, not a curated record
CAGAUAAGUUGUUAUUGGUGACUGAUUUUUGUUAAAUUAAAUAAUUAUAAAACAAAGCAAUUCCAUGCGUAGAAUCGUUGAAGAAAUGCAUCCUUACUGGCUGGAAAAACCCCUCUACAGCAAUGCGGAGAGACAAUACUACGAGAGCGCGGGAAAAACUAUCACUUUGGUAGUUGCCGAUUCAAUAAUAAAAAAGACCAAAAGGAUUACCAAAGCCAUGGCAGAGAAGGAGAAGGAAAAUGAACAUGAAAACCAACAGAAUGCUCCGCAAAGUCAGCAAAGUAGUUUUCUAUAUCUGAAUCCGCUGACUAUGGAGGCAAACUUCUUUCUUCAAACCCUUGAGGAUGUCACUCGUACUCAUGGCAAUCAGCUACAAUUGGAUCCACAUUUGACCAAGCUGUUGGAAAGCAUUGUAGUGGGAAUUGAAAAAUAUUUAGAUGGCAAUCCCACCUACAUUGGGGCCAAUGAAACUAAUGGUGAAUCCGGCAACACAGAGAGUGGUGUGAACUUUGUACUGCCUGCAGAGCUGUCCAAGAUCAAACGUACGUUCAGUUGCACUGCAUGCACCAAUCGGAUAGUAGGAACUACCAUAAACAAGGCAGUGGCUCAUUUGGCCGAAAGACAUCCGAAUCCCAAUCCCAAUAAUCAACCACAAAACCCGACACAACAUCCAACGCGACAGGAGAAAAAACGCGCCCAGGUGGAGGCGCGUGCCAAGCUGAAUAUUCAAUUGCCCAAGAAGGCCAAAUCUCUGAUUUUAGGUGAGAUGACAAAUGUAUUCAAGGACAAGUAUCCUGUAGCUGAUAAAUUAAAAGUCAUACCGGAGUACGAUCAAAUUGAACAAGAUCUGUGUUUGCUUCUGGCCCCUGUGUUUCCAAAGCAGCAAAUGCGAGUUUAUAAAUUUGGUUCUCGUAUCACCGGCAUUGGCACUCGGUCCUCCGAUCUGGAUGUAUUUGUGGAUAUUGGAAACACUUUUCACAUCUUUGAGCAUCGCGCCUCGAAGACCACCAUUGCCAAAUUGCGAACGAUGCGAAUGAAAUUCGUCAACAGUAACCAUUGGCGGAUCAUCAGUGUGAUAGAACAGGCUCGUGUUCCCAUUAUAAAGACUUGCCAUCUGCCCACUGGCAUUGAGUGUGACAUUUGUCUAAAUAGUUUGGGUUUUUGUAAUACAAAUUUACUUAAAUAUCUUUUCGAAUUGCAGCCCAUUGCUCAAUAUAUGUGUAUCUACGUGAAGAACUGGUUGGAACGUUGCAAGCUUACGGAACAAAUAACUACUUAUAGCAUAACCCUAAUGUUGAUUUAUUUUUUGCAAUUGGAAAAACUUUUGCCCCCCAUAAAUGUUUUGCAAGAUGAUCAGGGCUUUAAGCAGAUGGUGGGACCUUGGAUAGUGAACUUUGCACAAAAAUCGUUAAGUGAACUUGGUUUACAAUCUGUGGAAGUCACAGUGCCGGUUGUGAAAAAGUAUUUAAAAGCUUUCUUUAGUUACUAUGCCACAUUUAAGUAUGAUCGUUUUUUGGUCUGCCCAUAUUAUGGUAUACCAGAUGUCGAUUUAUUGCUUAUUGAAAAGAGUCUGCCCGGGCGCUAUUCGAAUUAUGCCCAAGAGAAUCCCGACUGUACCUUACAAUUGCGCAAGCCGAUGGUUGUCCAUGAUCCCAUACAAUUGAAUCAUAAUGUUACCAAAGCAGUGACCCGAAAUGGACUUCAAACGUUUGUUGAUUAUUGCCAGCAAACCUCAGCUUUGCUGGGAGACUCUGGGCAAAAUUGGCGUCAGCGAAAUGCUUAAGGAUGCAACGAGCUACAGUUCUAUUUCUUUAGCUUUAAACAAUUAAAAAUAUUACCAUCUUUCGUAAUUGAUAGGUUCAACAAUGAAAAUGUGAGAAAGAAAAACUUCGUAUGGCCAAUUAAGUUUUUAAGCAAUACGUUUUGAAUAUUUAUAGGAAAAAAAUUGUAAUAUACAUUUCGCUUUACUUUAAACAUGUAAAAUUAAUCAAAAAUUUUCUAAAAGAUCUGGUAAAUCAUAAAAACUCAAUUAAAUAAAAUAAUUAUAAGCUUGUGCGGAGCAUUGUAAACCACGUUAUGACAAAAAAAUAAACUACGAAUAAAGAACA